Cornus florida is the source of this 2630-nucleotide messenger RNA. Its product is annotated as polypyrimidine tract-binding protein homolog 1-like. The transcript has 11 exons. The record is from RefSeq and is a predicted model, not a curated record. NCBI's taxonomy places the organism in Eukaryota, Viridiplantae, Streptophyta, Magnoliopsida, Cornales, Cornaceae. Bases 938 to 2206 code for a protein of 422 amino acids. Gene Ontology annotation, cellular component: nucleus. Gene Ontology annotation, molecular function: mRNA binding. Gene Ontology annotation, biological process: regulation of RNA splicing.
UUUAGCCUCCCCAAUCGUCUCUCUCUCGCUUCUCUCUGAACUUGCGCCCACCCUCUCUCUCUCUCUGCAACAACUGCAAAUUACAAAAUCUUCAAGAAUCAGAACUUCAAAGCCCAUAUAUUUCAGUUUCAUCUAUUUGUUUGCAACAAUCAAAAGUUCAAAACCCAUAUCGGCAUAUCAUUUCAGAUUGUUCAAAAAAUCAAAACCCAGAUCUAUUAGUUUCCAUCGCCGCUGUUCCAGAUCCCGUUCGCCGUUCGCAAAGCUUCAAUCGCUGUCUCUCAACUCUCAACCAUUUCAGAUUGUUCAAAAAAUCAAAACCCAGAUCUUUCAGUUUUCAUCGCCCACUGUUCCAGAUCGGGUUCGCCGUUCGCCGUUCGCCGUUCGCAAGCUUCAACCGCUGUCUCUCAACUCUCAAGCUUGCCCCCCCCUCUCUCUCUCGGCAACUGCUAACUUGAAUGUAUGGGGACGGCGGUAGAGAGAGAGAGAGAAAGAAGAGAGAGAGAGAGAGAGAGAAGAGAGAGGAGAGAGGAGAGAGAACGGAGUAAACAAAAAAAAAAAAAAGUUUUUUUUUUUUUUUUUUUUGGGUUUUGGGUUGGGUUCGGGUUGAGUCAGAGCUCAACCCGAAUAUGUAUGGGUUGUGACAAAACCGAACCCGAAUAUUAACCCGCAAAUUUUCGGAUUGGGCUUGGGUUGGGCUGGGUUAACCCGCCCAAGUUGCAGCCCCUUCCCAAAACCUAAUUCAAAAUUAGAAUUCCCCCCAAAAUUAAUACUUCCUCCAAUCAUUCCUGCCAAAAUUAACCGUAUCGACGUUGGAGUCUCCUAGCUCCAUCGUUCGCAAUCUCACGGCACUCACCGUUGCCGGCAACCGCUUCAGCUACCAUCACAGGCUACACCACCACCCGUGAAUCUCUAAUCUUCUUCUUAACCGUAACUGCAGAUGUCGCCUCCUGGCCAACCUCAGAACCCUAAACCUCCGCACAAGGGCAAGCCGUUGCCAUCAAAGGUUGUCUACCUAACUAAUCUGCCAUCCGGAUACAACGAAGAAGACGUUCUUCGUUUCUGCAAGCCGUAUGGUUGUGUCUUGCGCGCAAUCGUGUUUAGUGAUGGAAAGGAUCGUAAGGCUCUGGUUGAAUUUUCGACCAUGGCUGAGGCAACUCAUAUGGUGAGACAAUCUCAUCCAAUGCGGACUGGUGGACGUUUUGGGAAAACAAUUUAUGCUCAGUAUUCUUACAAGGAUGAAAUAUCUGAAAAGAGAGAAACGAAUGUUUCGGGAAACAUAUUAAAUGUAAGGACUGUGGGAGUGCAAUCCAGCGAUGUCAACAUUGACGUCCUUCACAUGGUUUUCUCGGCAUGUGGUUUUGUUAGGAAGAUUGCUACGUAUGAAAAUUCUGACGGCUUUCAGGCAUUGAUCCAAUUUGGAGAUUCUGCCUCUGCAACUAAAGCAAAGGCUCAGUUGAAUAAAGCUAGCAUACCAGCGUACCUUCUUCCAAAGCACUCUGGUACAUGCCACAUGUGGAUCACUCAGAGUACACUUAGAGAUCUGGACAUUCGAUUCCAGACAUAUCGAAGCAGGGAUUACAGUGACUUUUAUAUUCCGGUCGUCCCCACCUCGAUCAAGAAAUUUGUUGAGUGCUUUCUCGACAGAAAUAGCAAAGGACAUGAGAGCAAUGUGCUUUGCGCAGUUAUAGAAAAUCUUGAAUAUUGUUACUCGUUGGAUAUUCUAAGAGAUGAUUUGCACAGGAUAUUUUCCGAAGUUGGUGUUGUGCAGAAGAUUAUGACAACAGUUUGUGCAAAUGGAACGCAAGCAUUGAUUCAGUAUCCUGAUAUCCCAACUGCAUCUAUAGCUAAAGAUUUGCUUGAGGGACGUUGUAUGUAUGAUGCCUCUUGUAAGCUUCGGAUAUCUUACUACGACAAGACUGAUAUUAAGAUGGAGGCAUAUAUCCGUGGAUGUAGAGACUACACGAGACAGUGGUCGAUUCCCAGUCAACCAGCAAAUGCGUAUGGCCCACCUGUUUGGUGCCAGAAUCCUAAAGGAGGGCGACUGACUUACGGGAGUGAGUUUGCUGCCGCUGGUGCGGUGGAAAUUAAAGACGCAUUUGUGUGGAAUCCGACCGAGCAACGUGGCUAUGUUCCUCCUCAUGUCACUGCUACUGCUGAGUUCUAUCCGACCAUUGAAGAUUUGUUCUUUUUUAUUUUCUUGGAGUAGAUAAAAUUGUUUCUCAGCAUUUAUGAAAUUUCCUGGUGGUGUUUCGAAUGACUUGUUUUCACCCCUCAUAUUUUCCUCUUUUGGUGGAGGCAGUAGAGGGAGGGAGGGAUGGGUUCAAAAUAUGAACUUGCGGAUUCAUUAAGGCAAGAAUAAUUUGUGGGUUUUGCGCUUGAACUUAACAAGCCUUACAAUGAGGUUACAAUGUUGUUUUCAGUCCAUGCAUCAGAAUUAUGGCUGCUUGUAGCUAGCCUUGGUCAUUUGCUAUGGUUGCUUGGCCUUGGUCGUGAAGUAUUUGCUUGAUGGCUUUUGUGCCUUGUUUGUACAUACUGAUCUAUAUGAAAGCUAAUCCUUUACCAGGAAAAAAAAGGGGGUUCAAAGUUUGUGGUUCUUUGGUUUGUCCAGAAAUUUUUGUGGUCCUUAUGAU